CUGCUCUUUUACCUGAACACUGUGGCCCUGGUGAUGGGGAAUGGAACCAACUUCAUCCACGUCUGGUUUGGGCUGGCCAAGCUGGGCUGCAUGGUGGCUUUUCUCAACUUCAAUGUCCAGUCUAGAUCUCUCCUGCACUGCAUUAAGACAUAUGCAGCAAAAGCACUGGUGAUAGGAGAAGAUUGUUUGGGAUCAAUAGAGAAAGAAUUUAUUUUUCAUCUCUUGGAAAAUAAUGUUGCUGUCUGGCUGACGAGUACCAGUUCUCCUUUCCAGCAUGUUCACACUAUACCAGACAAACUACACAAGGUGCCAGAUCACCCUGUUCCAUCUCACCUUAAAGUUGUCACUAAUACAAGGAACACAGCUAUGUAUAUCUUCACAUCGGGAAGUACAGGUUUCCCAAAAGCUGCUAUCAUCACUCAUCUAAGAGCUCCACCUGCCUGCUUAGCAUUUACUCACUGUGGUGCAGUUUCUGAGGAUAUUAUGUACCUCACUCUUCCCUUGUACCACAUCAGCACUUCUAUUCUUGGCACCUGUGGAUGCAUUGAAUUAGGAGCAACUUGUGUUUUGAAGAAGAAAUUUUCUGCAACCCAGUUUUGGAAUGACUGUAGAAAAUACAAUGUUACAAUGUUUUUGUUCAUAGAAGAACUCUGUAACCAGCCCAGUAUAAGUUCUUGUAAAGAAGAGGACAGAGUUCACAAAGUGUGCAUUGUUGUAGGAAAUGGUAUCAGACCUGCUGCCUGGAAAAAAUUUCUGAUGCGGUUUGGCCCAAUUAAAAUACUUGAAUUCUACGGAUCCACAGAAGGGAAUCUCAGUUUCUUGAACUAUACUAAUAAAAUAGGAGCUGUGGGUGGCAUCUUCUCAAAGUUCCUACAUUCUUUUGAGUUGCUGAAAUAUGAUGUCUGGAAACAAGAACUUAUGAAGGAUGAAAAUGGAAGGUGUAAGAAAGCAUCCAGAGGUAAACCUGGUCUUCUAGUUGUCCAAGUUACUCAGGAUGCCCCAUUUUCUGGAUAUGCUGGAAAUAAUGAAGCCUCAGAGAAUAAACUCCGGCGUAACGUGUUUGUGAAAGGAGAUGUGUAUUUUAACACAGGAGACCUCCUAAUAAUGGAUGAGGAUGGCUUCCUCUACUUCACUGACAGGGUGGGAGACAAUUUCAGGUGGAAAGGAGAAAAUGUUGCCACUGUAGAAGUUGUGGAGAUCAUUAGUAUGAUGGAUUUUGUCCAAGAAGUUAAUGUUUAUGGUGUAAGCAUAAAAAACUAUGAAGGAAGAAUAGGAAUGGCAGUUUUGUGCUUAAACCCGACCAAUGGGUUUAUUGUGCUUAAACCCGACCAACCCUUUAAUGGAGAAAGACUUUAUCAGCAUGUUGUAGACUUCCUUCCAAGUUAUGCCCAACCACACUUUGUCAGAAUCACAGAUGUUAUGCAACUUACUGCAAUUUUAAAGCAUCAGAAAAUGCAUCUGGUGAAUGAAGGAUUUAAUCCAGAAAUUGUAUCUGAACCUCUGUAUUUCAUGCACGAACCUGUACAUUUCUGUAUUCCUUUGACAAGAGAGAUAUACAAGAACGUGGUUUCUGGUGAAAUACAUUUAGAAAGCAUACAUUAA
Balearica regulorum gibbericeps (East African grey crowned-crane) is the source of this 1602-nucleotide messenger RNA. The record is from RefSeq and is a predicted model, not a curated record. Lineage: Eukaryota; Metazoa; Chordata; Aves; Gruiformes; Gruidae.